AUGGCACAAAUAACUCCGCAAGCAACGGCAUACGUCACUAUUCAACAGCCGUUAGCGAGUGGCAAUCCCUUUAAAAGAGAAGGAGGUGAUUGGCAUGCGGAAUUGUGUGGUUGCUGUGAUGAUACGAAAGAGUGUUGUAUGGCAUAUUUCUGCUGGUGCUGUUUUCUUGGUUCACUUGCGGAUUCAAUCAAUGAAUCCAAAUGGUCAUGUCUAUGCGUUCCAGGUGCAUUAGGAAUGUACCGUACAAAAGUUCGAACUACAUUGAAUAUUAAGGGUAGUGUUUGUAGCGAUUAUUGUGUUACUUCAUGCUGUGGCUUCUGCGCUGCUGUUCAAAUGCGUAACGAGUUGAAAUAUCACGGAAUUUCUUAA
Molecule: messenger RNA, 369 nt
Organism: Adineta ricciae
Lineage: Eukaryota; Metazoa; Rotifera; Eurotatoria; Adinetida; Adinetidae
Source: the annotation of a GenBank genome assembly